GUGGUAUGUCAGAUGAUGUUGAGGUGUGUCACACGAAUCAUGACGUCUAUCCGGUUCUGGACCCCUGUAGUACACAGGACUGCUCUGCUCGGAGUAAAACAGGAGAACGCAGUGGAAAGUGUCUCUAGUAGUUUGUGAGUAGAACAUCCUAUGUAUGUGUUGCCCGGAGAAACGUGAGAAUGGCAGAUGACAAGGAUGUAUUGCGUGAUGUCUGGUUCGGGAGGAUUCCAACGUGUUUCAUGCUGUACCAGGACGAGGUCACUGAGAGGGAGGCUGAGCCCUUUUAUCUUCUCCUGCCAAGGGUAAGCUAUUUAACCCUCGUCACUGACAAAGUGAAGAAGCACUUUCUGAAAGUGAUGAAGCAAGAGGAUGUUGAGGAGAUGUGGUUUGAAUACGAGGGGACACCUUUGAAAUGGCAUUACCCAAUUGGAGUGUUGUUUGAUCUACACGCAUCGAACACUGCCCUACCCUGGAGCGUCACGGUGCACUUUAAGAGUUUCCCUGAGCGGGACCUGCUUCACUGCCCAUCCAAUUCUGUGAUCGAAGCCCACUUCAUGUCUGGCAUCAAGGAGGCUGAUGCACUCAAGCACAAGGGCCAGGUGAUCAACGACAUGCAAAAGAAAGACCACAAGCAGCUGUGGAUGGGCCUUCAGAAUGAUAAAUUUGACCAGUUCUGGGCCAUGAAUCGAAAGCUGAUGGAAUAUCCAACUGAGGAAGGAGGCUUCCGCUACAUACCUUUCAGGAUAUACCAGGCCAUGAGCGAGAGGCCCUUCAUUCAGAAGCUCUUCCGGCCAGUGUCACCCGAGGGUCAGCCCUACACACUGGGAGACCUUCUGAAGGAGAUGUGUCCUUCGGCCCUGCCCCAGGACGAUGAGCCAAAGCGAUAUCAGGUGGUGAUUCACGGCAUCGAGCCCAUGUUGGAGACGCCUGUCCAGUGGCUGAGCGAGCACCUGAGUCACCCGGACAACUUCCUCCACAUCAGCAUCAUCCCGGUGCCCAGCGACUGAGUGGGAACCCUUCUGCGAGUGGCGGAGGGAGGGAGAGGGAGCAUCGCCUUGUUUGCCUGAUGACCAGGGGUGGUUUGGACGGAGCCUUCGUGUUCGGUCUCUCUCGGUGGAGUGCAAAGCGGUGAUGGGUUUUGGGGGGAGGGGGGGUGGGGGGUCAGCGAGCGUGAGGACUCCGUGUGCGAUCACCCGCUCUCCACCUCACAGCAGCACUUUGAAAAACUCUCUCUCUCUCUCUCUCUCUCUCUCUCUCUCUCUCUCUCUCUCUCUCUCUCUCACCUCCCCCCUUUUCUGUUUUCUCACAUCACUGCGUCACAACGUCUGCUUCCUUCUCUGCAUCCUCUGGUUGAAGAGGGUGAGGACAUACAGACUCCCUCCCAGCCAGCAGGAGAGGCAGAGGGUGCUAUACGAUGGAACAAGCUCAACUCCGGGCAGCUCCGGUGCUCACCCCCCCCCCCCCCCCUCUGCCUGGGGCAACUGGAAGGGCAGGAUUGGAAAGGAAGACUUGUGGAAAGACUUUAAAAAAAAAAAAAAAAAAAAAAAAUGCUUCUGCUGUGCUGCCUAACCUCUGUGCUGUCUUACCCUCCUCUUCCUGGCCACACUCCCAACAGACAGACAGAGAGCCUCAGACAAGUGGGAUUCUCCAUUAAUGUUGCCUUAGUGUCUUGAUUCCCCCUUCACACACACACACACACACACACACACACACACACACACACACACACACACAGACAGAUGCAGUUCCACAGCGGACGACACAAAGCUUUCUCUGAGUUAGUGUCGUCACACUUGUCUUUUUUUUACUCCUUUUUUUAAAUGUUCUCUCGUUCUUUUCCUUUGCCCACAGCAAAGUUAUCUCACUUAUCUGCUACAGCACACACACACACACACACACUCUCUCUCUCUCUCUCUCUCUCUCUCUCUCUCUCUCUCUCUCUCUCUCUCUCUCUCUCUCUCUCUCUCUCUCUCUCU
Alosa sapidissima (American shad) is the source of this 1976-nucleotide messenger RNA. RefSeq names its product ATG5 autophagy related 5 homolog (S. cerevisiae) (gene atg5). Lineage: Eukaryota; Metazoa; Chordata; Actinopteri; Clupeiformes; Clupeidae. Bases 180 to 1007 code for a protein of 275 amino acids. Gene Ontology annotation, biological process: cellular response to nitrogen starvation; nucleophagy; autophagosome assembly. The transcript is spliced from 8 exons. Gene Ontology annotation, cellular component: Atg12-Atg5-Atg16 complex; phagophore assembly site membrane; cytoplasm. The record is from RefSeq and is a predicted model, not a curated record.